GUUCCAUCUUCAAACAUCUCCAAAUCCUCUUCAGUGACCAAACGCACAUUCAGCAGUCAUGUGUGCACGGCUCAGACAGUAGAUGAAACACCUCUCUUCUCUGGACAGAUGACCAUUGUCUGGAAAUCCCUUCAUCAGCCAGCUCAAGAGGGGUAUGCGGGUCACCAAGAAGCAUAAUGAAGACAAUUUCCUCGUGUGUCCUUCAAAGAGAAGCAGACACAUCAUGAGAUGACCGUCGCGGCAGCAAUGGCAGGGUCAAACAUGGUCUUUUCCGAUGUUGAAAGUUUUCUAGACGAGCACCCGGAAUUAUUACAGGACUAUCUGAACAGAAAAGCCAAGGCAAGUAUGGUGGAAAGGUGGAUGAAGAACCAUCACGCCACUAAAACUCCGGCGAACUCCAGCGCGGAAGCGGAGAAAGCGGCGAACGCGUGCGGCAAAGACAGCUGGGCGAGCAGAAGCGACGGACUGCAGAGACGAGCGUCGCAGAAAGAGCUGAGGAAAACCUUCGCCAGGUCUAAAGCCAUCAACGCCAACAGGACUUACGACGAACACGUUAACUCCAGAGCCCAGGAGCCGCUGACCAGCAUGAGGAGACGCGCGCUGCUGCGUAAAGCCAGCUCUCUGCCGCCAACCACCGCGCACAUCCUCUCCGCGCUGCUGGAGUCCCGGGUCAACAUCCCUCAGUACCCCUCCACCGCCGUAGACUACAAAUACUACCUGAAGGAGCACAACGAGAGGGAGUUCUUCCUGGAGCUCGUCAAAGACAUCUCCAACGACCUGGAUUUGACCAGUCUGAGCUACAAGAUCCUGGUGUUUGUGUGCAUCAUGGUGGAUGCUGACCGCUGCUCCCUGUUCCUGGUGGAGGGACCGGCCAGUAAAAAGACUCUGGUGUCCAAGUUCUUUGACGUUCACGCUGGAACCACAGUGUUGCCCUCUCUCAGUAACUCGGAUGAGGGAAUGCAUGCGCACAAAUAA
Messenger RNA from Sinocyclocheilus rhinocerous, 975 nucleotides. RefSeq names its product dual 3',5'-cyclic-AMP and -GMP phosphodiesterase 11A-like. The record is from RefSeq and is a predicted model, not a curated record. Lineage: Eukaryota; Metazoa; Chordata; Actinopteri; Cypriniformes; Cyprinidae. The coding region runs from base 229 to 975 and encodes 248 amino acids. The transcript is spliced from 3 exons.